CAGACUAUAAAGGGCAGGGAGAAGGCUGUUGAGGGCAAGACUACGGGCAGCUGAUACCAAACCGCUCUAUAUAUAGAUUCCUGGGCCUGGUCACUGCGUUCGAGGACACAGCCACACACGUUUUGCCUUCCCGUGGUUAAAACUAACAAGAAAAUAGCUUCUCUUGUAGUUUUAAACAAGAAUUAAAAUGAACAAACCUAAAAUUGCCAGACCGGACGAGAGUCAGCCUGCACAAGCACUGUGGUAUGACAGAAAGAAAUAUGUCACCGUUACCUUCUUGGUUCACAAACCUAAAGAUGUUCAAGUGGACUUCCAGCCAGACAAAAUGAUUUUAUACUGCAAAAACGACACAGAUGACGUGAUCUACAAUGAGCUGCACUUCUACGAAAAAAUCUAUAUCAGUGACUCCAGAGAAAAAGUCUUUGACCGCACCAUCAAUGUCUUGCUGAGGAAGGUGAAGCCUGAUUAUGCAUGGCCUCGUCUCCAGAAGGAUCCAGCGAAGCCCAGUUGGAUUUCUGUGGACUUUGACAACUGGAGGGACUGGGAGCAUGAAGAAGAUGAAGGAAAGGAAGAGUACGACAGAUACGUAGAUAUGAUCCAAGAAAUGGCUAGCAGUAACAAAGGAGAAGCACCAGAUAUGGGGGAUCUCAGUGAUUUUGUUACCUCUGUGAUAUCCUGCUGCCCAGCCGAGCUGAAACAUGAAGUCAAUGGAAAGAAAGAAACUCUGAAAGGAUUCAACGUGAAGCUCCAAGACACCAUCUUGUUUCCCGAGGGAGGAGGCCAACCGGACGACCACGGUCUGAUCGGAGAUGUCCCAGUUUUGAGGGUGACGAGGCAGGGUCCAGAGGCCGUGCAUUUUGUGGCCUCAGCUCUGGACGUGGGUCAGGAGGUGCAGUUGAAGGUGGACUGGGAGAGGAGGUUUGAUCAUAUGCAGCAACACUCAGGUCAGCAUUUGAUCACAGCUUUAGCCGACACGAUGUUUGGAUACAAGACCACAUCCUGGGAACUGGGGCGUCAGAGAAGCACCAUUGAGCUUGACACUCCCUCUGUGAAACCUGCACAGCUGCAGGAGCUGGAAGAAGUUGUAAAUGCGAAGAUCAGAGCUCAAGUUCCUGUGACUGUUCAGCUUCUCUCUUUAGAUGACCCUGCUGUGGAAAAGGUGAGGAGUCGAGGGCUGCCAGACGACCAUGCAGGGCCCGUUCGGAUCAUAGAUAUAGAGGGUGUCGAUGCCAACAUGUGCUGCGGAACCCAUGUGUCCAACCUCAGCCACUUACAGGUAAUAAAGCUAUUGGGAACUGAGAAGGGAAAGAAAAACAAAACCAACCUCAUCUUCCUGGCAGGAAACAGAGUUCUGAAAUACGCGGAAAAAAGCUACAGCACAGAGCGUUCCUUAGUGUCUCUUCUGAAGACUGGACCCGAUGAGCACGUCGAGGCAGUUGACAAGUUGCAGAAGUCUGUGAAGCUGCUACAGAAAACUAACCUGAGCCUGCUUCGAGACAUGGCUGUCUUAGUCGCUCAGAACUUUAAGAAUGACCCCCAGAGAGGCAACUUCUUCACCCUGCACAAAAAAGAGGGCGACAAUGAGUUCAUGAACAUCAUAGCCAAUGAAAUAAACACUGAGGAAACUUUGGUUUUCCUGACUGUUGGGGAGGAAAAAGGACCAGGUUUGUUUCUGCUGGCUGGACCCAGUGGACCAGUGACGGAGCUAGGACCACGCGUGUUAGAGUUGCUCCAGGGGAAGGGGGCUGGGAAGAACGGACGUUUCCAAGGCAAAGCCAAUAGCCUGGCACGUAGAGGAGAGGUGGAGGCCUUAUUGCAGCAGCACUGCAAACAUCACACCACAGAUGAAGAAUAAACCCAGCAAUCCUUCAGUCACAAUACAUGUUUGAUAUUUGCAUAAGGGAAACAAUUAAUUUUGCUUAAUCACAUUGUGUAAAGAAAAUGAUGUGUUAAAGUACACAUACUAAGAAAUUCUCUUAAAAAUGUAAAUAACUGGGAAUGACUGUACAACAUGUGCUGUACAUAUCUUGUCUAUUUUAAGUAUGAAAUGUGAAGUAUUGGAUUAAGUCAUUCAAAAAACUAAUUUGUCAACCUU
Messenger RNA from Mugil cephalus (flathead mullet), 2095 nucleotides. RefSeq names its product alanyl-tRNA editing protein Aarsd1-like. Gene Ontology annotation, molecular function: alanine-tRNA ligase activity; nucleic acid binding; Ser-tRNA(Ala) deacylase activity. NCBI's taxonomy places the organism in Eukaryota, Metazoa, Chordata, Actinopteri, Mugiliformes, Mugilidae. The transcript has 17 exons. Gene Ontology annotation, biological process: regulation of translational fidelity; alanyl-tRNA aminoacylation. Bases 188 to 1855 code for a protein of 555 amino acids. The record is from RefSeq and is a predicted model, not a curated record.